AUGUUGGCCACGACCGCUUGCUUGAAGAAGACAUUCAAGCCAGCCAUUGGUGCAGGCCAGCAACCACUACCUUCAACAGUUGCGGGCCUCCGCGCAACUUUCGAGAAAGAUGCUCUUUCGGAAACCAACAGCGUUGUCUCGAAAGAGCAAUUCGUAGGAAAGCUCCUAGACGCAUCUCAUACCAAAAGCGCCGAGACCGAACAAGUUGCUGAAGAGAGGAAGAGAAGGAAGCUAGAAUGGGCCGUCAACAAAAACCUCGAGUAUCUCCAAGACCGCUGGAAGGUUGCGAAGCAUGUCGAAGCCACGCUCAAGAAGGACCGUUUCGAAGAGGCCCUCCUUCUUACGCAGCGUGCGAGCAAAAAUGAUCAGUGCGUGGUAGCCUGGAAUCAUCUGAUCGACCAUGUAUUGAACGUCCAAAAACGCCUGAACCUCGCCAUCAAGCUCUUCAACGACAUGAAGAAGCGAGGUCAGCUGCCAAACGAGCAGACCUACACCAUCAUCUUCCGCGGUUGCGUCGACGCUCUCGACCCACAGGCCGCUGUUACGAAAGCGGUUAAUCUCUACCACACGCUCUUGAAAGACGAGCGUGUCAAGGCAAAUGGAAUCCACCUGAAUGCCGUUCUUCAGGUGUGCGGCCGUGCGGGAGACAUCGACUCCCUCUUCUCCAUCGCGGGGACUGCCGACGCGAAAGCAGGCCGGAGAGCCGAUGCCCGAACGUACACAACCAUCAUCAACAGCCUCCGCUUCAAGGUCCAGCCGAAAUGGGAUGUUGAGACUCCCAAGCAGAAGCCGGCCGGAGAUGCUGCGAAGGAGAUUCAACAGGUGGUCGAUCAGUGCAAGGCCAUCUGGGAUGAGGUUGUCCGCGAGUGGCGCAACGGCAAGCUGAAGCUUGACGAGGACCUUGUCUGCGCCAUGGGUUGCGUUCUGCUGCUCGAAGACAGCAAUGGUAACACCGAGGUCUUCGCGCUGUUGGAGGAUGUGAUGGGUGUACCCAGCUCUGAUACUGUCGAAAGCAUCAAGAAAUCCCCGGACGAAACCAUGAAAAACAUUGCCGUGUCGGGUCACAAGUCCCCCAAGAAGGUUCCGGACUCGAAAAACGCUACAUACGUCGUGCCCGGCCAGAAGACUUUGUCUCUCAUCCUCACUGCUGCCCGGGAGCAUGGCGCGGGGAAACAAAACAAAAUCAGCUCCGCGUACUGGCGUCUCUUCACUGAGCAUUACGGUCUCAAACCCGACGCAGACAACUACAAUUCAUACAUGAAACAGCGCGAGCGCGCCGGAGCAAGUGCUGGGGCGAAGAAUCUACUAACGCAAAUGCCUGCGAAAUAUGUCACAUCACCCCUAAUUCACCGAGCGCUGCAGGCAUGUCUCCGUGAUAACAUGAACCCCGCCGUCUUCCAAACGGCCACCGACGUACUACACAAAAUGUUGCAGGGUAUGGAGGCCCUGAAGGAGGAAACCGGCCGAGGUCAACGAAUCGACCUCCUCGCGCUUCUCCUCUACCAUCGCGUGGCUCAGGCCGCGGAUCACAGCUUUCGCCAGAUGAUCAAGAAGGGGGACUCAGACGGCGGAAAUAGGGGCUAUGGCAAGCAACUCGCAACCGCCAUAAACGAGCUAUGGAGCCCGUUCCUCAACGCCAGGUCGGCCCUGAAGGUCAUGUCCAAGUCUAGGUCCAAGGCGAAACCCUCAACCGCCGAUUGGAUCAAACGCCACAAGGCUUUCGAAAAGAGUCUCCUUGAACUCGCUCGCAAUAUGAUUGCCACGGUUGACAGGAUCGAAAAGGGCAACAUGCUUGAUAAUGACCCGGAGUUGCUCGAGGAGAUCAAGCAGAAGCGGAAUACCAUUAACCGCUUCGUGGUCGAGCUGACCGACCCGCAACAACAAGUCUCUUGA
This is a messenger RNA of Colletotrichum karsti, 1893 nucleotides long. RefSeq names its product pentatricopeptide repeat domain-containing protein. NCBI's taxonomy places the organism in Eukaryota, Fungi, Ascomycota, Sordariomycetes, Glomerellales, Glomerellaceae. Bases 1 to 1893 code for a protein of 630 amino acids. The record is from RefSeq and is a predicted model, not a curated record. Gene Ontology annotation, molecular function: protein binding. The transcript is spliced from 3 exons.